GCUGAGACAGAUAUUCAACCGGAACUGGAACAAGGGCUCAGUUUAAUAAGCCGUGAAGAUGGCUGCAAGUGGCACUCAGUCGACACCUCUUCAGCUAGAUUUUAGUAAUGAAUUACUGAGCUCAUCAGAACUAUUUGAAAGUCGGAGCCGAAAUCAUAAGAUUCCUGUGAGGGGUCAAAAAGAGUUUUUACCAAACAACUCUGAGCAGCAAAAGACAUGUCUGCAGAAGACACUUGAUGAACACUGGAUGCUUGUGACAGAGGAACGAGUGGAGCGAGUCGGGAACCUUGUGAAUGCAGAGUGGAUUCCUGAGGAAAAGCUGGUGAAGCUAAAGUCUCCAGCUGGAAAAUUUUGGCAGACAAUGGGAUUUUCUGAUCAAGGAAAGCAGUGCUUGUUUCCAGAGGAGGCUCUUUACCUCAUGGAAUGUGGCAAUGUGCAAGUGUUCUACCAGGAUCUUCCUCUCUCCCUCCAAGAGGGCUAUGAAAGUUUCCUUUCUGCUGUAACUGUGACUUUCCAUCAGUACCAGGUGUUCAGUCAUUUAAAAAGGCUAGGUUAUGUGGUAAACCGAUUUGAUACUAGAUUGCCUUCUUUAUAUAGACAACAGCUGAAUAUGCCCCUAUCCAACAACAGACUAAGCAAGCAGCUGAAGAGGAAAUGGAACCAGAGUCCCGGUUAUAGACUGUGUAAUAAGAAAAGCAUCUCAUCUCCAGAGAUAUCUGCAGGACAACAUGAAGGUGAAAUUAAUACCAAUGUCCCAUGCAGCAGCUUGGAAGCUCCUGGCCAACUACAAACACAAAAAGCCUUCCAGGGUGAGAUAUUAAAGUCUGAUCCAGAAUCAAAAAGAGCUCAAGGGAGGAACUGGUGGACAAAUAUACCAAGCACACCCCAGCCUGAUUCGUUCCAGCCUUCAAUUUGGUACUGGGACUUCAGCUGCAUCUUUUUUCCAGACCUGGGCUCAUAUAAUGCCAACUGUGCUUGCCUGCCCCCUCCUGAUCCCAGCUUGCUCCCUGGUGCUCUGCAGGUACGAGAGUGCCACAUGGCCAAGUGGCACAGAAAUAUCAAUAUGAAGCAGGAACAGUGGUCCAAGCAAGAACGGCAGAGGGAGCAAAAUCGACAUGGAUGCAACAUUAAUGAUGAUCAAAGUGUGCGUCAGUGCAGGAACUGGGUCGAGUACUUGGAGCUGGUGGAGAAAAGAAGGAGCCUGCAGCACAAUAAAAAGCCCACACACUUCAGGGAACAGGAGGUUUUGCCUCUUGCUCAGCCCAGAAAAUGUAGCUCGCAUCGUGAGCUCCUGGAGCACAUCAAUAUUAUUCAGUCUUAUGAUUUGUUGGCAAAAAACUCCAGGUUACCUGGCUCAGAACAAUGGAGGAUCACCUUCAACGUUUACCAACCUGACACUGAGUUUAAGAAGAGUUGCCCAGGAAAGCCCUAUACCCGUUUGUGUGUUUGCAGUUUUGAUGGGCCAGUGCCAAACUUUCAUGUCUUGAAGCAGCUGUCCUUGCAAAGUAGCGAUGUGUCUAUGACGUAUGCAGUGGUGGACCAUGGAGACGUUUCCUUUUACUCCUUCAAGGAAUUCCAGCUGCCCACUGAUGUCUAUUAACAGGACUUCCAUGUAUAACAUGAAGAAGCCAGUUUUAACCAACAAAAGCAGUCCUGUCUAUUGGGGUCUUAGUGCAUUUUCAUUUAAUUAUAUUUUAUGGCAGUUUCAAAUGCCUAUUCACAACUUACAUACUGCACAUGUGUAAAAGCAUUUCAAAUAACAUUUUGCACAGUAAUAGUACUUAUAAUAACAUUCAAGUAAGGUCUACAAAUGUCAUUGUUUUCUCCAUAUUUGGAAAAGAAUCAGCUGUGGUCUAAAGAUCCAUGAUCCUUGUCAUGAUUUAGAUACAAUCUGGCUGCGAAAACUAAGAUUUUGUAAAAAAUAUACUGAUUAUAAAUGAUUAUAAAGUGAGUUGAAAAUGUAAAUAGAACCCUUAUUUUAAUUAUGUACUAAAAUCCUAAACAGUUGUUACUAUAAAUUAAACUAUUUUCAUGAUA
This is a messenger RNA of Hemibagrus wyckioides, 2037 nucleotides long. It is a transcript of the gene tsen54, whose product is annotated as TSEN54 tRNA splicing endonuclease subunit. Gene Ontology annotation, cellular component: tRNA-intron endonuclease complex. The record is from RefSeq and is a predicted model, not a curated record. Bases 59 to 1600 code for a protein of 513 amino acids. The transcript is spliced from 11 exons. Lineage: Eukaryota; Metazoa; Chordata; Actinopteri; Siluriformes; Bagridae. Gene Ontology annotation, biological process: tRNA-type intron splice site recognition and cleavage.